GACGUUUCCAUUUUCCCGUUUGAGUCCGCCCCCUCACUAGAACUCGCGAUUUAAUACCCUGGCGUAUCUUUUGAGAUUUGAAUGCAUUUCUUAAAGCCUUACUACAAAUUACAUUUUAAUUUUGGAGACUCGACUGCAUCGCCAUUUGUCAUGUAGGAGCGGUUUUGAUAAAGGUGUUGUUCUUUCAAAGAUGGUGUUAGUGAGGAGAGUGGUGUGAAAGAAUGGACGUCUUGAGAGGGAAAUGGAAGGAAAAAUGCAUUCUGAACGUUUGCGCUCUGCUCGUAUUGUGCUGGUCAGUAGACCCCUCCCUCUCGGCACCACCACCUCCUAGGACCCAGGAGUUUCAAUGCCCUGAGGGGAGUCAUUACCACAAUGCUAACGGGACAUGCUGUCGAAAGUGCCAUGAAGGGUUUAAGCUGGAGGAGCACUGCACUAAGGACGGCGGGGAUAGCAAAUGUGCCUCCUGUGAAGAGGGCCAGACGUACCGAGAGAAGAGUAACUAUGCCAAUACCUGCCUCCGAUGUACACUCUGUGUUGGCAAUGAGGAAGUGGUGUCAUCAUGCAAGAAGAGUAAGAACACAAUGUGCCACUGCAAAAAAGGCUUCUACAAAAAUAGAAUAAACUCGGGAACACGGGAGUGCCUCACUUGCAAGACAUGUGGACCUGGAGAGAGAGAAACGCAACCAUGUACUCAAGAGAAUGACAGAGUGUGUGAAUGUGAGGACUUCUACUUCCGAGACAAGAACAACAAGGCCUGUCGUCCAUGCAAAAUUUGUGAGCUGACUACUGACUGCCAGCAGGAGUGUUCUUUAGGCACACAUCCCACUCCCAAUUUCGAUGGCAGUGCACAUCCCAAAGAUACUGGAUGGCGUGUUUGGUCUCUCUACCUGUUGGUUGUGUCCGGCUGUGUUUGUGUGUUGUUACUGGUGAUUGUGGGGAUCAUGGGCGUACUUGUGGUCCGACGGAAACCAAAGAGGUCUAGCUCCUUUCCCUCUGCUGAGAUCACCUCUCAGGUCUCUGAGACGUCUACUCUGAGGCUGAUCCAAGAGGACCCAGAGAACGUUCUCAACCAGAGUAUUCCUUCAUGUAGCCCAGUGUGUAAGUGUGAACAGGAGCCCCUCAGCAAGCUACCGGACUGUGUCCCCAAGGAGAUCAAGAUCUCUGAGUUGAUCUACUCGGUGUUGGACCAAGUCCCCCCGCGCCAUGUGAAGGAGCUGGUGCGUUUGCUGGGUGUGAGUGACAUAGUGAUAGAGAGGGCUGAGAAUGACCACCUCCGUGACACUAAGGAAGCCCAGUACCAGAUGCUGAGGGUCUGGGCUAAGGGAAGUGCGCAGGGAGGGGGAGGGGUGCUAGCACGCCCUCUACUGUACCAUCUGCUGGAUAAGCUGAGAGACAUGGACCUGGGAGGGACUGCAGAGGAGCUGGAGACCAUGUAUGGAGAUCAGUAGAGGGAGAGAGAUGCAGACUGUAUAGACCAAGUAGGGGACCCUUACAGGUUUCUCUUCUCUAUGUCGACUCAAAAGAGAAACCGAGAGGGACCAAGACUAUUCAUCAUAUGUAUAGGAUAAUUAGGGGAGGGAGAGAGAGAGAUGGGUGAGGUGCUAAUGGGGAGAGAGAGAAGAUCAGCCACAUCCCCUUGUCCCUGACCUCACUUGUGUAGUCCUGAGAGAAUAGGAUUGGUACAGUGCAAGCAAUAUGGUAGUUGUUCCACCUGGUCCAGAUCUGAUAGACUAGGUGGAAGUGUUGCCAUGCUUUCACAAUAUGUCAUAAUGUAUUAUAUAACCUUUUGGCAAUGAGGCUGAUUAUUGAUUACCGACCGUACUGUUCUUAUAUGUUUUUCAAAUAUAUAUAUAUAUAUAUAUAUAUAUAUAUAUUCUUUGCACAUUCGAACCAAUGAGGAAUCUUAUGUUUAUAAAAAGCAGUUUUAGAAGGUGCUGUUUGUAAAACAGGCAAACUUGUAAUGUGCCACACACAGGUACGAGAACCACACUAACAAUUGAGUUAAACGCUGUGUUUAGGGUAAUACAGAUUUAACACCCAUCUAUAGUAUUACAGUUCUAUAUUACUGAGUAUUAGGUGGCGAUAGAUAGCCAGUAACUGAAAGGUUGCUGGUUCGAAUCCCUGAGCUGAUAAGGUGAAAAAAAUAGGUCUGUGCCAUUAAGCAAGGCACUUAACCAUACUUGCUCCUGUAAAUCCCUCUGGAUAAGGAUGGCUAAAAUGUAAAUGUGAAAUGUAUUAAUUACUAGUGUUGCAGUAGUACUCAAGCUAAUAUUUAGAUAGGAAUCUGUAUAGCUUUUAUCUUCCCUGUCUCUAUCUUGCAUUAAUCAACCACAAACAUAUCAAAAAUAUAUUAGCAUUAUAUGUCAUAUUUGAAGUCUUUGAAGUGGUUUUUAUAUGGUUAUUAAUGCUGCAUAGGAGGAUGUUGUAUAUUUGAAUGGUUCUUUGAUAAGUUUCUGCUUGGGCGUGAAGAUCAAACUACUGUAGUUUUGCUGUCUUUUACUACUGUCUUGAUGUACAUAUUCUUGUUUUACAAAAUAAGUUAGGGAUGUAUCAAUCUGUUAUAUUUCUUUACUAUUCAGUGUGCAGUGCAUUCCUCCUCUAAAAAUCACACCCAUCCAGGUUGUCUCUGUGCCAUGGUUUUUGAUUACCACAAGUGAUUGAUUCUUAUAUCUGUACAGUAAUAGUUGUGUCAGUACUGUUAGGGAACAGACAGGUCUUCUGUAGGUGUUAUCCCUGAGUUAUUGACAUUCCUUAAAGCCCCAUCAUCAUGCUGCCAUUAUUCAGGAUCACUUAGUCAGAGGACACACCUGUCACUCUGCAUGGCUGACUGAUCUCUGGGAGACUUAACAUGGAAACUAGGGAUGGGUCGAUGGAUAGAUAGCACUCAAGUUUCUAGUUUUUAAUGUCAGGUGCACAAGUACAGUGAAAUGCCAUGUAUUGGAUUUUAUAAUAUUUUACAGCACUUUUUAACAUUGAAUUGUUACUGGUGAUUUUACUAAAGACAAACUAGUUUUAUUCUCAAAUCACAUACAAUAUAUGCAGACAUUGAUUUGUUUUGAAUAAGGUGGGGGACGUGCUCAACAAAGUUGAUCAAUUGUAUAUAUUUUUAAAAUAAAAAAUCCCUUGUAAAAGUGA
Messenger RNA from Salvelinus fontinalis (brook trout), 3135 nucleotides. Its product is annotated as tumor necrosis factor receptor superfamily member 1A-like. Gene Ontology annotation, molecular function: tumor necrosis factor binding; tumor necrosis factor receptor activity. The record is from RefSeq and is a predicted model, not a curated record. The transcript has 10 exons. Lineage: Eukaryota; Metazoa; Chordata; Actinopteri; Salmoniformes; Salmonidae. The coding region runs from base 222 to 1448 and encodes 408 amino acids. Gene Ontology annotation, biological process: inflammatory response; signal transduction. Gene Ontology annotation, cellular component: signaling receptor complex; membrane raft; mitochondrion.